Dendroctonus ponderosae (mountain pine beetle) is the source of this 2075-nucleotide messenger RNA. RefSeq names its product probable ATP-dependent RNA helicase DHX35. NCBI's taxonomy places the organism in Eukaryota, Metazoa, Arthropoda, Insecta, Coleoptera, Curculionidae. Gene Ontology annotation, cellular component: intracellular anatomical structure; catalytic step 2 spliceosome. Gene Ontology annotation, molecular function: RNA binding. Bases 12 to 2057 code for a protein of 681 amino acids. The transcript has a single exon. The record is from RefSeq and is a predicted model, not a curated record.
UUGUAAGCAUAAUGGAAUUUAAAGCAACGUUUUUGAAACCUUCAGACACUAGUUCCUUGCUUGAUAAAGACAAUGCUAUUGAUCAUACUAGUUUCGUGUAUAAUAGAUUUAUUUCCCAAUCGAUCCAGACUCAACGACAGCGUUUGCCAAUAUUCAAAAACCGAAAUCACAUUCUCUAUCUCCUAGAAAAGUUUCAAACGCUCGUUCUUGUUGGUGAGACGGGUAGUGGAAAAAGUACGCAAAUUCCACAAUACCUAUUUGAAGGUGAGUGGCCUUUGCAGAUUGGAAUUUGUGAACCUAGGAGAACUGCAGCAAUUUCCUUGGCCCAACGGGUAGCUGAUGAAACUGGCACUAUAUUGCAACGAGAUACUGUUGGAUAUGCAGUUCGUUUCGACUGUUGUUCCAGUAAACCCAAGAUCAAAUAUAUGACUGAAGGAGUCCUGCUGAGAGAGAUGAUGUCAGAUCCUUUAUUAACGAAUUAUUCUGUUAUAAUGAUUGAUGAAGUUCACGAGCGUAGUUUAUAUACAGACAUUCUAAUGGGGCUUAUGAAAAAAGUAUUACAGAAAAGGCCAGAAUUAAGAUUAAUUGUUGCCUCUGCCACUUUGGAUGCGUCUGCAAUGCAACAGUUCUUCAAUAAUAAUAAAUCUGAUGAUUCUAAGUUAAAUACAUCUGUUAUCAUGUCAGUAGAAGGUAGACAAUUCUCUGUGGAAAUAUAUUAUGUGAAUGAGCCUGUGCCUUGUUACAUAAAAAGUGCAGUGGAUGUUGCAAUUACCAUAAACUGUAAAGAAAAACCGGGAGACAUCCUCAUAUUUCUUACUGGACAAGAAGAAGUCGAUAAAACUGUACAGUUACUACUAGAAUAUGCAAAUGAACUGGAACAAUCCAAAGCAAAAUUAAGAGUUAUGGUUAUGCCAAUAUAUGGGGCACUCCCCUACCAUCAGCAAUUGAAAGUAUUCAAGAAAGCGCCAGAUGGUCACCGGAAAAUUAUAGUUGCUACAAAUAUAGCUGAAACUUCACUUACUAUUCCAGGAAUAGUCUACAUAAUAGAUUGCGGGUUCGUAAAACUAAAAUGGUAUAAUAUGGAAACACAUACAGACACCCUCAUGAUACUUCCAAUUAGUAAGUCAUCUGCAGACCAAAGGGCUGGCAGGGCAGGACGGAUGAGACCAGGAAAAGUUUUCAGAUUGUAUACCGAAGAGUUCGCUCGAAACUUAGCUGCCAUGACACCACCUGAAAUGGUUAGAAGUAAUUUAACGUAUGCAGUGUUACAGCUGAAGGCAAUGGGGGUUGAUAAUAUUUUAAAGUUCAAUUUUCCGAACAUUCCUCCGAUUGAAAACCUGCGAAGCGCAUUAGAAACAUUAUUUGCACUCGAUUCAAUUAACAUCCAUUCUGAGCUCACCAGACCGUUGGGAUUUUACAUGGCAGAAUUUGCAUUGGACCCUCUUCAUUCAAAAAUUUUAUUGAGCGCUGCCGAUUUUGGAUGCAGUGAAGAGAUUCUAAUUAUAAUAGCCAUGCUUCAAGUUGAAACAGUUUUCGUUAAGCCAUCGACAGGCACUGGCAAUUUAAAAGCAAGGGUGCAAAAGAGGCUGUUUGAAGUGGCAGAAGGAGAUUUGAUAACAUAUUUAAAUAUUUAUCAAGGAUUUAUCCAGAGUGAGUUGUCCCAAGGUUUUUGUCACAAAAACUAUUUCAGUUAUAUGAGUCUGAAACGCGUGGUUGAAAUCAAAAGAAUGCUAGAAAAAACGUUGGCAAACUACAACAUUCCGAUAGUGUCUGGCAAUAAGACAACCAACAACCUUUGCAGAUGUUUAGUAACAGGAUUUUUUCCUAAUGCAGCUUAUUUGCAUAGAAGUGGAGUAUAUAAAACAGUUCGUGGUGAUAUAGAGUUAUUUAUUCAUCCAGACAGUGUUCUGUAUAGCGUACCCCAACCUCAGUGGGUAGUAUUUUCUGAACUUGUGCAUAAGGUCAAACUGUACAUGCGAGAUAUAACGGUAAUACACAGUGAAUGGCUGAUAGAACUGGCUCCACACUUUUACUACAAAACUACUGCUAUUGAUUAAAUAUUUAUUUUUAUAGUA